AAUAACACUAAUCAUUAACAAUGACUAUCAAUUUUGUUCUUUGUAAUUCUAGUCUUGAAUUGUACCGGGAGAGAUCGUCUAAAAGGCGCUCACUUCCUCAUUCAUUCAGUUUAUUAAAUGAAGAAGAUCAUUAUAGGGAGCCUAAGUCUUCAGAUGCAGUUGUAGAGGAUGAAGAUUCUGAUGCUGAAAAUGAUGGCACUACUCGUGAUUUGAGGGCGAAGCCGAAGAAGUUCCACCGUCGUAACUGGAAGGAAGUUCGACCUGAUAUUUUACACUUCUGUUUGCUUGCCAUACAUGAUUCAAUCCUUAACAAAGAAAAGCUUGUACAAAUAUGGGUUCAUACAUUAAACUCGCAAAUAUAUCGUUUUAGUUCUGAGUUCCGUAUUCCCAGAACUUUUAAGGUCUUCAAUAAGGUCAUGGCAAAGUAUUUACACUCCAAUGCGAAAUGUUUGAAACCCGAGGGUGAUGACUCCACUGUUUUUGUGGAACGUAUGGACUUGCCAUUAGAUAAUUUGGGUAAUAACGGCAUUAAGAUUGCGGUAUCUAACCGUGGUCGCCCUUUGAUUGCUGAGAAGUUCUUUGCGGAUAUUUUGACUGAUAAAGAAAAUGAUAUAUGGAUUUACGUAUCUCUGAGUAAUCAUACUCAUCUACCAGUACCCAAUGAUUCCGGUGUUUUACGUGUUGCUGAUGUGUUGGCAACUUUGAAUGACAGAGUAAAUAGCACACCUACAUCAUCUACUUAUUCGCAAGAGUUGGAAUCAUCACUUUUAAAUACAGAUGAGGAAAAGGAGGUUAUAACGCCUCAAUUUGAUCACAACAUAUCAAUAGCUACCUGUUACCCUAGUGCCAUGAGUACAUGCUACAAAUUGGCAUGUGCUAUCGAGCGUGUUAUGAACCUGUGACAUGUAAGCUACUUAUACGCUUCACUUUGGAUUGUUUGAAGGCGUUCUAACAAAUGAAUCGCAAAAAAG
Molecule: messenger RNA, 971 nt
Organism: Babesia bovis T2Bo
Lineage: Eukaryota; Apicomplexa; Aconoidasida; Piroplasmida; Babesiidae
Product: EMG1/NEP1 methyltransferase family protein
Exons: 2
Coding region: 21-902 (293 amino acids)
Biological process (GO): rRNA base methylation
Cellular component (GO): small-subunit processome; nucleolus
Molecular function (GO): rRNA (pseudouridine) methyltransferase activity; rRNA binding
Source: RefSeq, a predicted model, not a curated record